Molecule: messenger RNA, 2351 nt
Organism: Eubalaena glacialis (North Atlantic right whale)
Lineage: Eukaryota; Metazoa; Chordata; Mammalia; Artiodactyla; Balaenidae
Gene: CLN8
Product: CLN8 transmembrane ER and ERGIC protein
Exons: 3
Coding region: 301-1209 (302 amino acids)
Biological process (GO): lipid homeostasis
Cellular component (GO): membrane; endoplasmic reticulum
Source: RefSeq, a predicted model, not a curated record
GGGCGGGAGCGGGAGCGGGGGCGGGGUCUCCGGGUCCAGUCGGCGUCUCCUCCGGGAGCUGAGAGCCCCCAGUCCUGGCGCGGAGGAGCCCCGUGUUCCCCGUGUGCAGCCCGCGGUGCUUGGCGGCCCUGCCUGGACUGUGGGCGGUGGGGCGGGGUCCGGCUCUCAGUCCUCAGGUGUGCCCGGCAGAGGCUCAGGUCGCCCCAUCUGCAGGUGGGUCGGGCGGGGGUCCGGUCGCUCCGUCUGCAGGCGGGGCGGGCAGAGGUCCGGCAGCUCCGCCCGCAGGUGGAGGAUGGGCGCAUGAGGGUCCCGGGGCCGUGGCCCGGUGCAGCGUGUGGACCCCGGCGCAGCCUCUGCGACGUCAGCAGCAUGAGCCUCCCGAGCAGCGGGCCGGCGGCCAGCCUCUUUGACCUGGACUGCACCUCCGGGCAGGUCCGCUGGGCACUGGUGGCCGCCGGGUGCGCCUUCUACCUGGGCGUCUUUGUGGCCUGCCACCAGCUGUCAUCCUCCCUGAACGCCACCUACCGCUCCCUGGGGGCCCGAGAGCAGGUCUUCUGGAACCUGGCGGCCACGCGCGCAGUGUUUGGCAUCCAGGGCACCGCGGCGGGGCUACGGGCGCUGCUGCUGGACCCCGUGCUCGAGGCCGACAAAGUGCUCGGCCAGCAGAACUGGUGCUGGUUCCACAUCGCCACGGCAACCGGCUUCUUCCUCUUCGAGAACCUCGCACUCCACGUGUCCAAUGUGCUGUUCCGCACAUUCGACGGGUUCCUGGCCGUCCACCACCUCUUCGCCUUCCUCGGGUUUCUCGGCUCCGUGGUCAACCUCCAAGCUGGCCACUACCUGCCCAUGAUCACGCUGCUCCUGGAGAUGAGCACUCCCUUCACCUGCAUCUCCUGGAUGCUCCUAAAGGCCGGCUGUGCGGACUCGCUGCUCUGGAGGCUGAACCAGUGGCUGAUGGUCCACCUCUUCCACUGCCGCAUGGUCCUCACCUACCACAUGUGGUGGGUGUGCCUGGGCCACUGGGACGCCCUGGCCCGCAGCCUCUUCCCGCCGCACUGGGCGCUCUUCGUGGUUGGGCUGGGCCUCCUCACGGUCCUCAUCAACCCCUACUGGACCCGCAAGAAGACGCAGCAGCUGCUCAACCCCGUGGACUGGAACUUCGCGCCCGGCCGCCCCAACGGGCCGGCGCCGGCCAAGAAGACGAGGUAGCGGCCUCGGCCCCGACUGUCCCCGCGGCGCCGGCCCCAGGCCGCGUGAGUACUGACUUCCACGUGGCGCCGAGUACCUGCACCUGGGCGCGCUUCGGGGACAGAGUCCCGCCGUGGUGACGUCACGGCCCGAUGUGCUCAUUCCCGCGAGCUUGGCCUGUCUGCGCCGUCGCCCCAAGGAGGGCCCGCGUGGAUGGAUCGCACUAAAGCGUGUGUGCGUCUUACUCAAUAGCCCCGUUCUUUUUAGUUGGAGAGAACUGCCCCAAGAGAACAUAAUCCGGUCUCUUACCCUGUUGCCAUUCCCAGGGCUGAGAUGUAAGCUGCGUCUCCGCAGCGCCAUCUCGUGGCGAGCGCGGGGCAUCGUCCUGGCUUGCGGCUGGGGGCGGCGGAGGGGUCUUCUCACCAGGGAAGCUCGUCCGGCGAAGAGUUUUGUUUCCGUUUUGUGUUUCUCUGUUGGCACAUUAAGGGAGGUGUUAGUAAUCAGAUUUGUCUAGAUUUUAGAGCUGUUUUUAACUAAGUUUCCAACAGGUGCCCCGCCAGACCCUAACCCCCUGGUUGGGGGGCAGUGGUCGGGGCAGUGGUCACUCUCCCUGCGAGCAGUGGGUGGACCUGGCCCCUUGGAGUGCCCGGCUGCAGGGCCGCCUCCUCACCUCCCGGUGACGAGCCCGGGCCCCACCUUCACUGUGUUGGGCCUGGGUGGAAUCUACAUGCCGACCCACAAUUUUAUUGACGAAUACAUACUGACAUCUUAUUUUUGCCAUGAGUGGGCAAUUAAAAUGAAAAGCUCGUAUUUACUGACAGUGCCCUUGAACUGUUUUUGAAAAACACAUUUAUUGGUCGUGAAAAUCAUGUGUGCCUUGUGCUUGGUCUGUAACACGGCCCCUCGGAAGGGUGUGUGCUGAUUUCUGGUACUGUGACUUGACUGUACGUAGGUCAGGAGAUGUGAUCCCUGCUUGUGUCAUUUUGAUAAGCGUUUUAAUCCUAGAAACAUCCAGCAAACCGUGUCCCUGCUGAGACUCCUCUCUCCCUCGCUGAAGACCCUGGGCACAUGCUGCCCACUCUCCCGUCCGCAAGCAGGGGGAGCCGAGCUGGCUGUGUUUCCAGCCGGUCAGAACUUUAAUAAAGUAACCGAUGUUUACAGAA